GGAGGGAAUCAGUAAGCAGCCUAGCUAUUCGGAUGCUCUUAAAGGCAUUCGGGUGGCUGUACUGCCCUGUGAUUACCCUGCUGCUGCCCUAAGCCCUGAGGACCUGACCAAACUCCAGGACGCCAUCAUGGAUGAGGUCCUUAAAGGGUGGAAGCACGCACUGGUCUUUUGUGGGGUAUUUUUCAGGUCAGGUAUGCUCCUUGUGGACUGCAAGGAUGAGCGGACCGCAGCAUGGCUGGUGGAUAAGGCACCAAACAUUGAGGGAUGGGAGGGGCCCGCGUUAUGUACCAAGAGGGGGGAUGAUAUCCCGCCGGUGCAUAAUAUCUCGGUGUUCUUCCCAAGAUGCGCCGAUAAAUCGGCGGAGUACGUGCUGGGGCUCAUCAAGGCCCAGAAUGAGGACAUCCACACUGCUGCGUGGAAGGUGGUUUCAUGCGGCGCCGAAGAUAACGGUCUCAGGCUCAACCUGGGGAUCGAUGAGGCGUCGUAUGUCAGCAUCAAGAGGGCCGUAUUCACAAUCAACUUCCGUUAUAGUUAUGUUACGGUGCGGCCAUGGCGGCAUAAGACGACAGGCAGCAAGGAGUCAGAGUCUCAAGACAUGCAAGUCGACGAGGCUACUGACUCCACUGCUGCCCCAGCGAACGAGUCGACCACGGCCCCACUGGAAGAUCAGCUACCGGAAUUAGCACAGGCACCAGCUCUUGUGAGUGCUCCCGGGCCAAGUGCCACUGACUACGUGCGCACCACACAGGAGCUCCUAGCGGACAUAGGCAGGCUCGAACUCGACAGAGAGGGCGAGGGUGAGGCACGGCUCUCGAACAUCGAGGACGAGCCCCAACUAUGAGCCCAACAGCGCUAACAGUAGCCCAGGUCAACUUGCAUCAUGCGGUGGCCGCCUCGGCGAUCAUUGCAAGCAGGUUUGCCACGGAGGACCUGGGAAUCCUACUGAUACAGGAACCGUGGACCUACAGAGGCCAGGUGAGGGGCCUCAAUCAUAACAACAAUAAGAAUUUCUUACACAGGAUCUGGGCGCGGUCCAAGCUACCUUAAGGGUCAACGGGAAGGAACUGGAGGUGGUCUUAGCUGCAGCCUACUUUCCGGGGGAUAACGCCAACGUGCCGCCUCUUGAGGUACAGCAGCUGCUGGAAUUUUGCCGCAGGAAACGACUUCCGGCGAUUCUCGGCUGCGAUGCGAAAGCCCACAAUAUAGAGUGGGGCAGCUCGGACAUAAACCGUAGGGGUGAGUGCUUAUUAGAAUAUAUUAU
Molecule: messenger RNA, 1261 nt
Organism: Rhagoletis zephyria (snowberry fruit fly)
Lineage: Eukaryota; Metazoa; Arthropoda; Insecta; Diptera; Tephritidae
Source: RefSeq, a predicted model, not a curated record